This is a messenger RNA of Acipenser ruthenus (sterlet), 1175 nucleotides long. RefSeq names its product 6-pyruvoyltetrahydropterin synthase (gene pts). The record is from RefSeq and is a predicted model, not a curated record. Gene Ontology annotation, biological process: tetrahydrobiopterin biosynthetic process. Bases 415 to 786 code for a protein of 123 amino acids. Gene Ontology annotation, molecular function: 6-pyruvoyltetrahydropterin synthase activity. The transcript is spliced from 6 exons. Gene Ontology annotation, cellular component: mitochondrion. NCBI's taxonomy places the organism in Eukaryota, Metazoa, Chordata, Actinopteri, Acipenseriformes, Acipenseridae.
GAUAAAGAGCUCUUGUCAGGCCAGGUGAAAACAUCGAUCGUAGAAAUAAUAACACGUAUGUGUUAAGGAGGGGUGUCUCUAAAUAAAUCUAGGUGAAACGUGUUUAAAAAUGCAAUCGUUUUAAAAAGAGAAGGCUUGGAAUAGGAAAUAAGGCACAUUUUACAUUAUAUAUAUAGGGGAAAAGUCGCUACCGGAACGCUUUGGAUUCCCAUGAUGCACCACUUUGGAACAGACGGAAGUUCCAAUGUUAAGUCAGCGGAGUUGACCACCUUUUGUAUAUAGAAGAUCUUUGGCUGUAUGCCUUGUGACAGCUGUAUGACUCAGCAAUUUGUAUUGCAGUCUCAGUGGUAUAUUAUUGGCUCUGUGUUUUGUGAGUAGAAAAGCAGUGAGGCUGUAAAACACAUUUUUCUAAUCAUGCAAGAAAACGUAAGCACGGUUUCGAGCGACCGGUGUCGGAUCGGUUACGUCACCCGUGUGCAGAGCUUCAGCGCUUGCCACAGACUGCACAGUAAAGCUUUGAGUGAUGAAGAGAAUAAAAGGAUCUUUGGGAAAUGUAACAACCCUAACGGACAUGGUCAUAAUUACAAUGUGGAGAUUACAGUGCGCGGCAAGAUUGACCCAGCCACUGGCAUGGUACUCAACAUAACAGAUCUCAAGGAAUACAUUGAGAUGGCAAUCAUGGAACCACUAGACCACAAAAACCUGGAUAAGGAUGUUCCAUACUUUGCAGAUGUAGUGAGGUAUACACCUAGUGUGUUCUAUCUGGACAAAUGCUUUCACUACUGAAAAUGUAGCCGUGUUCAUUUGGGACAACUUAUUAAAGUUUCUACCUCCAAACUCUCUCUAUGAAGUGAAAAUCCAUGAAACCGACAAGAACAUUGUUGUUUACCGUGGAGAAUAGCAGGAACCAUUUUGGCGACAAGUAAAUAUAUGAAGUGGAGGCUGUGGCCUUGAGGUUUUGGGACCAAAUCUGCAUUUAAUGCACAAAGCAAUCAUUUUGAUAUCAUGUGCUAUUUACAAUGUAUAAAGUAGCUAACAUGUUUUUGUAGGAAUGUCCUUGUGUUAUGAAAAUACAUUGUAAAAAAAUAUAUAUAAUUUCGUUCUUGUUGAAUUUCCUUUCUACUGUACAUGUUAGCAACUAUUAGGACAAAUAAAAAAUAUGUUGUAUGUUAUAA